AUGUUCAAUAGUGAAGAAACAUGGCACAACGAUUAUUUUCGUCGAAUAUCUGUGAUAAGCACACGUGUCUAUCUGUUGCUGCUCACUAUUGCUCUCAUCAUUCUGAUUACUAACAAUACAUUGACCAUACAAACUCAACAAUUCACUGUAAAUGAACCAUCACAAGCAACAUUCGAACAGCUUCAAGCCAAUUCAAAAUAUUCGUCAACACUGGAAUGUCCUUGUCAAAAAAUUGCUAUAGCAUUCAAUUCAUUCAUCUUUAUCUCUGUUCAUUUUCAUCAAUUCUGCUCAAGUGAUUUUGUAGUCAAGAGUUCUGAAUGGAUGAAUCUUUUAUAUUAUCGUUGGGUUGCUUUUUUUUACUCAUAUGAUGAUUUUCGUUUAUUUGUGUUACCACAUUUUCGCUUGUUAAUCUCUUUUUGUACUCUUGCAAAUGACACGAUCGUCAGUGCAUUAGGACAAUUUUCAUCGAAUACACUGAUCAGCAGUCGAGCCCAAUCUCGUCAAACUAUCGAAACUCAAGUUACUACUGCUAUUGACCGAUUGCGUCGAUCGACAUCAGCAACGUUUAUACGCAUGCUCGAUUUUGUUCGACAUAUGGCACAUGGUAACGGAAUCGUGUCCUCAACUCUGUCCAAUUGGCAUUUUCUCUCGUUGAAUACAAGUGUUAGUUGGACAGCGUUGUGGGCGGAAUCACGAUCGUAUGGAAACUGCUCAUGUGGUGCGAAUCCAACAUGUACUUCACCGGCAUUUAUCGACCAAUGGCCAAUUCUUGGUUUUCGGGUCGGCUGUGAUCCACUUGAAUCUCUUCUUCAAUCGACUCUGGCGUGUCUUUACGAUGUUUCAUGCAUAAACAGAAUUCAGUUCAUGUAUUAUUCAUCAAAUCUUACCAUGCAUCCGCUUAAUCGAACACUUUCAGCUCCCAGUGCUACUGUUAAAUCUCUUCUCAAUCAACUGAUGGUAAAUCAAUGGGAAACAAGUGUGAACUAUGAAAGUCAUUUUGAGGCGUGUGCACCCCUCACUUGCACUUAUUCAUUUAAUACUCAAGCUGACCUCUUAUAUGUCGUGACAACCACCAUCGGAGUGUAUGGUGGAAUUAGCGUUGCUCUCAAAUUAAUGGUACCUUAUAUAGUCAAAAUAGUACAUCAUUUGCUGAUAGAUCGUCGACGUCGAAUCCAACCAACGAUAGAUACGAUCAGUCAAAGCCAGUACAUCAAUAAUACACAUUAA
Rotaria sp. Silwood2 is the source of this 1227-nucleotide messenger RNA. The record is from the annotation of a GenBank genome assembly. Lineage: Eukaryota; Metazoa; Rotifera; Eurotatoria; Philodinida; Philodinidae.